This is a messenger RNA of Capsella rubella, 2234 nucleotides long. RefSeq names its product non-functional pseudokinase ZED1. Bases 258 to 1358 code for a protein of 366 amino acids. The transcript is spliced from 3 exons. Lineage: Eukaryota; Viridiplantae; Streptophyta; Magnoliopsida; Brassicales; Brassicaceae. Gene Ontology annotation, cellular component: plasma membrane. The record is from RefSeq and is a predicted model, not a curated record. Gene Ontology annotation, biological process: protein phosphorylation; cell surface receptor signaling pathway. Gene Ontology annotation, molecular function: ATP binding; protein serine/threonine kinase activity.
GAUGCUUCUCAAAGUCAACUUUUUCCUUUGCCGACCACUUUUUUUUUUGUAAUUAAUAUAAUCCUAUUUUGAUGAUAUAUGAUAUGGCUUCCUUCCUUGUCUUUAUUCUGCAGCAUUCAUGGUGCUUUCGCUUCUGAGUUCCAAUGAUUUGAACUAUAUAGGGUGGGUCAAUGGAGUUUCUAUGGGAAGUUUUCACACAGAUGAACUUUUGUCUUCAUUUGCUAUAAAGAAGAAACCUUGUAGAGUCUGUCUAUAAGAUGGAUUGGUUGAGAAGGAAAACAAUCGGAGCCAAGACACGGCAGAGAAAUGUCAACGAGAAUGGUGCGGUUGUUCUGAAACAGCUGGUUGAUUGCUGUGAUGGAAAAUGCAAUCCCAUCAACAACUACUCUUAUGAUCAGAUCAUCAAAGCAACAGAUAACUUCUCCCAAAGUAACCGUGCUUCCCGGAUUGAUGUUUACUACCGUUGCUAUAAAGGUAUGCUCGAUGACCGCCCGGUACUCAUCAAGAAAGGGAAAUACACACUUGAUACCAAAGAGAUUUGCCGCGACAUAGCCAUCUCAUCGAUGGUCAGUGGUCAUAAGAACUUCCUCAAGCUAUUGGGUUGUUCCCUUGACUUCACUCCUCCUGUCUUAGUUUUUGAGUAUGCAGAGAUUAUAACUCUUGGUCCACUGCUUGCAUCUCACCCGCGAGAUCUGAGGAGGAUAAAGAUAGCAAGAGAGGUUGCAAACGCUUUGACUUACCUUCACACAGCAUUCUCAAGGGCUUUCAUCCAUUCAAAUCUAGACCCUUUCACCAUUUUCUUAGAUGGAAAUGGGGUCACAAAGCUGGGGAACUUCUGCAACUGUGUCCCAAUACCCGAAGGAGAGACAUUUGUUCAUGAUGAUACAUUGCAAAAAUACCAUGACUUUAGGCACAACACAUUAAAGGGAACACAUGGGCUUGGUGUAUGUAACUUACCUGUCAUUGAUCCGGAUUACAUAUCAACCGGAAAGGUCACCACAAAAACUGAUAUGCACAGUUUUGGAGCAUUCAUGCUAGCUCUUGUGCAGAUUAAGGAAGUUGAUGAUGAGCUAUCCCUCUCUUCGGAUAUGCUGAGAGCAUUAGCUGACUUGUUCGUCAAACCUCAUGACGAUGCUCGUUUCCCGCUUCACCAUCAUGUUUCUAAGAUACUGAGAAAGUUUGGGUAUGCAGAGGUUGUAGAUUCAGAUAUCAGUGAUCCAGCUGCUUGGCCGGUUAAAGCCUUUCUUAGAUUAGCGUUGAGAUGCAUUGGAUGCAGCAACUUAGGAGACCCGCUGACUAGCAUGAUUCAAGUGGCUAAAGAGCUCAGGCUGAUUGAGAAAUCUACAAAUUGGUGUUGAGAUGCAUCAAAUGAUUGCUCCUAACCAUAGUUCAAGAAAGCAAGAAGGAUAUGAACAACUUCUUAACUAUGAGAUUGCCGGAUUGAGCCAGUCCCGAGCAGUAGUGCAACGCAUGGGCGACUCGCGAAGGCCCAGAUAGCAAGCUACCUUAACGGGCCUUCUCCCUUAAAAGAGUUAAUAUCGUGUGAGCCGAUGGCCCACAUAUCAGAUAUUAAACUGAUAAGAACAGAUACUACACUUGAUCUUAGGCAAAAGGCCGAGAAAGGUAUGAUUCGAACGGUAGGCUCAGCUUCUUAUUUAUACCACAAAGCUUAUGACCAAUUUUCUCUAACUUGUCGAUAUGGGACUUUUAGAAAAAAACCCUUUAGUCUUCCUCUUUUCGUCAAACACAUAUGAAGAAGACAAAAUAAUACUACAAGUUCUCUUUUCUACUCAUCUUUAUUCUCUAAUUUCUCUGUGUUAUUUGCCAGUGAUCCCAGAAUUAUGUAAAACCAGAGGAAGAAAAAUGGAACUUAUAAAAAGCAAACUCAUUAAUGCUGCUUCCAUUGAGCUCACUAAAAUGAUGCUUGAAUUAGGAAGCUUUCUUGAAUUCUUGGUACAGUCUGAGCUGAUAAAUGUUUGUUUUUCAAUCCUGUUGUAGUCAGAGCAGUUCCAAGAUUUUAGGUUUUGUUUUUUCUUCCUCCUCCAGGUUUAUGAUUCUAUCUCAUUUGCAGAGUAUAGGCUGUUUCCAACGAUUUGAGCUCAGAUUCUGUUUGUAUUUAUAUCUUUUCUUGGUCUUAACUGACAUUAUAGAUUCCAGUAAACACCUUUUGUCUACCAUUGAGAGAGUUGUCAGAAGAAAAACAUUGUACUCUGAUGGUAUCUUGAGGAGGAUAA